AUGAAGCAGGCAGGAGGCGAGCCGCAAGCGCGACCGCGAGAACAACAAAUGACGGUCGCGCGCCAGCAUCUGGCGAGUAGCAGCGACCCGGAGGACGAGUGGCGGCGCCUCGGCUGGGUCGUCAGCGUGCGGGACAGCCUGGAGCUCCUGCGGGAGAAACAGCUGCAGCAGCGCGAGUUCCUGGCCCGAGGGCAGCGCGGGGGUGAGUCGCCGGCCGUCGGACCCUGCAAGUUCGUCUUCUAUGUCUUCUUCUACCUGGGAGUCGCUGCCCUGUUCAUGCUCUGCAUGGAGGCCUUUUAUUCCACUCUCAGCUUGACGGAACCUAAGUACAAACUAGACCAGUCUUUGGUGGGGUCGUCGCCGGGCCUAGGUUUCCGGCCGGUGACGGACGAACACCGCGCUCUAAUAACGUAUCGACUGGGUGACAUCCACGCCAUCAGAGACUUGACGAAGGAGCUAGACCUGUUUCUGGAACCGUACAGCGACGCUGCGCAGGAGACAGACCAUUAUUACGACUGCGAUUUCGGUAACUUUGCGCCCACGCACAAGGUGUGCAAAGUGAACAUCUCGCAGUGGCGUCGGUGCACGAGUCGAGAAGGGUACGGUUUCGGUACGGGUUCUCCGUGCGUUUUCAUCAAACUCAACAGAAUCUACGCCUGGGAGCCUAAGUUCUACAAUCGCACUUCCGACUUACCGGAGGAAAUGCCAGAAGACCUCCGGACGCACAUUCAGUCAGUAGGUGACGAGAAGAGGCGGAAUGUUGUCUGGGUCUCCUGUGGAGGAUUCGACACCAGAGACGCGAGAAAUAUGGGUUCUCUCUCAUACGUACCAGCUCGGGGGUUCCCCGGUUACUUCUACCCGUAUCGUAACCAGAGAGGUUACCUCAGUCCGCUGAUAGCUGUCAAAUUCAACAGACCAAAGCUUGGAGUGACUAUAAAGGUUGAGUGUAAGGCAUGGGCACGGAAUAUCAUGCACAGUAGGGAAGAAGUACUUGGGAUGGUGUACUUUCAACUCAGGGUCGAGUGA
This is a messenger RNA of Schistocerca piceifrons (Central American locust), 1026 nucleotides long. Its product is annotated as sodium/potassium-transporting ATPase subunit beta-2-like. The record is from RefSeq and is a predicted model, not a curated record. Gene Ontology annotation, molecular function: ATPase activator activity. NCBI's taxonomy places the organism in Eukaryota, Metazoa, Arthropoda, Insecta, Orthoptera, Acrididae. Gene Ontology annotation, biological process: intracellular potassium ion homeostasis; sodium ion export across plasma membrane; potassium ion import across plasma membrane. Bases 1 to 1026 code for a protein of 341 amino acids. Gene Ontology annotation, cellular component: sodium:potassium-exchanging ATPase complex. The transcript has a single exon.